Messenger RNA from Cavenderia fasciculata, 444 nucleotides. RefSeq lists its product as uncharacterized. The transcript is spliced from 2 exons. Gene Ontology annotation, biological process: sterol transport. The record is from RefSeq and is a predicted model, not a curated record. Gene Ontology annotation, molecular function: sterol binding. NCBI's taxonomy places the organism in Eukaryota, Evosea, Eumycetozoa, Acytosteliales, Cavenderiaceae. Bases 1 to 444 code for a protein of 147 amino acids.
AUGAACAAGUUAUUAUUCGCAUUGUUUGCAGUUUUCUGCUGUUUCGCUGUAGCUUCAGCCGAUAUUUGGUCAUUUUGCGAUGGUCAAGACCCAACCACUUUCACCUUCCAAGUUAGCACCUUGACCCUCACUCCAGAUCCCCCAGUCAUCGGUAUGAAUGCUACUGUCAACGUUGCUGGUAACUUUACCGAAGAAAUCACUGGUGGUUCAUCUACCUUUGUCGUCCAAUACCAAGUCGGUAACUCUUGGAUCUCCCUCCCAUCUUUCACCUCUAACGUCUGUGACUCUUAUGAAUGCCCAAUUCAACCAGGUCCAGUCACCAGAGUCGAAUCAAUCUUUGUUCCAUCAUUUACUCCACAUGGAAACUAUCGUGGUCAAUUAGAAGUUACUGACCAAAGUGGAAACACCAUUACCUGUAUUCAAUUUGUUACUUCAAUGAACUAA